This is a messenger RNA of Tribolium madens (black flour beetle), 2010 nucleotides long. RefSeq names its product hexosaminidase D-like. The transcript has 2 exons. The coding region runs from base 111 to 1754 and encodes 547 amino acids. Gene Ontology annotation, biological process: carbohydrate metabolic process. Gene Ontology annotation, molecular function: hexosaminidase activity. Lineage: Eukaryota; Metazoa; Arthropoda; Insecta; Coleoptera; Tenebrionidae. The record is from RefSeq and is a predicted model, not a curated record.
CCCACCUUUUUCAAACGUCAAUGUAAACAUAACCUAAACUUCCUAAAACUACUCGAUUUUCAUUUAAAACUAAAAAAACUAAUCGACAUGAGUUCAUUUUCGAAGAAAAAAUGAAAAAAUUCCACUGGUUUAACGUUUCACCUAUUGGCAAAUCCCUAAAAAUAUUCGUAACCUUUGCACUAAUCUUGAUUAUCCUUUUUCUUACGUAUUUUACUUAUUUAAAACCUAAACCGUCCCCUACAAAAGUCCCUUUCGAACGCCACACUUUCGAUGAAUAUAAACACAUGGCUCAUCGCGAAACACCGUUUAAGGGGGCUAAAAUCGUACAUCUAGACUUGAAAGGGGCCCCUCCGAAAAUUUCGUACUACAAAACAUUGUUUUCGCUUUUAUCUAAAUUUGGUGCCACUGGUGUAUUGAUUGAAUAUGAAGACAUGUUUCCUUAUGGUUCUCCUAUCUUAAAAAAUGUAUCAGCACUGAAUGCUUACACAGUUGAAGAUAUUCAUUAUAUAAACAAGCUAGCAAAAGAAAAUAAAUUGGAAGUGAUUCCUUUGUUGCAAACUUUCGGACAUUUAGAAUUUUUGUUAAAACUGGAGGAGUUUAGUGAGUUGCGGGAAGUACCAGAGUAUCCUCAAGUGAUUUGUCCCACGCAUGAAAAAACCUUAAGUGUUUUAAUGGAAAUGAUUGAACAAGUAUUGGAAAUGCAUCCAAAUUCUAAAACUAUUCAUAUCGGCGCCGAUGAGGUGUACUAUCUGGGAUUUUGCGACAGGUGUGCCAACAUUAUGAAUAAAUUCAAUUUGUCGAAAAAUAUGUUGUUUUUGGAACAUAUCAAUGCAAUCACGACUCGAAUCCGAAAGAAAUAUCCACACAUAAAAAUUCUGAUGUGGGAUGAUGAAUUUCGGUCGUUCAGUGCCAAAGAACUGAAAACUGGAUUUUUGAACAAAUACAUUCAACCAGUAGUUUGGAAAUAUUCAAAAGACGUUUAUGAGGAAUUAGGGCCUAGCUUAUGGGAAAUGUACUCAGAGGUGUUCCCUAAACUAUGGAUUGCCAGUGCAUUUAAAGGAGCUACAGGUAGUAACCAGUACGUCUCUGACGUCACUCACUACGUCCAAAACCACCGCUCCUGGUUAUCCCUGAUGUCGGAAUACUCCCACAGGAUCACUUUCGAGGGCAUCAUCAUCACCGGUUGGCAGCGCUAUGACCACUUCGCCGUCCUUUGCGAACUACUCCCAGUCAGUCUCCCUUCAUUAGCAAUGAGUCUCCGAGUCAUCCUCGGCUACCAAGACUCACCUUUAAGUCCUCCAACCGAAGUCGCAAAACUUCUAGGCUGCGAACAGCCCUACGCUCUCAUCGGACCCGUUUUCGGAAGCCCUAAAUGCUCCUACACCGGCGGUGACAUCCUCGAGGGUGUCCUCAAACUCCAACAGCUCAAACAGGAAUACGAAACGAUUCUUGAGGACUCAAGAGUCAAAGGGUGGAUGAGUGAUUAUAACAAAAACCACCAGUUUUCCAACCCACAACAUGUGCAAUCAGUUACAGCCCCUUUGAAUAGGAUCAAAGGCGAGUUGUUGCAACUAGAUAGUGAAAUGACGACAGCUAUGUACGAAGUUUAUGAUAAUUAUACGAUUAGCGAGUGGAGAGAGACUUACAUUAGGCCUUUUGAGAGGGAGAUUAAGGCGAUGGUUGAUGCCAGAGAUAAAAUUUUGGCGAAAAAUUAUUGGCCAAGGAGGCCGUUGCAAGAUGGUGACGAGUUGUAAAUUUUUGUCAAUUUUAAGCACUAAAACGAUUACAAAAGCACUUAUCUAUAAGAAUCUCGUGUGAAUCUUUGUGUCUUUACGCAUUUUUUUGAUAUUACGAAUUGUUAAAGUUGAUUUAAGCUCGUUUUGAGCAAUAGUUUUUAAGUGCCAAUGUUUACGUAUACAAAAUAAUCUUGGGGUUUUUCUAGUCUAGGGGUUUUAUUGUUAUUUAUGUGACUAUUUUCUCUAUUAAAAUAAAGAGUUGUGAAAAUUUUAA